UGCUUUGGAUGCAAAAGAGCACCCGGGUUUGGCAGGAGGCUGAGGUCAUCUUGAGAGGAGGCCUGGAUCUGCUGUGCAGAAGGAAGCAAGGUUGAAACUGAGCUGGGAACAGACGGCUGGAUGUAGCAGCUCUCAGGCUGGGACCUUGAGGGCAGCUGGAGAGAAGCGCCAGGGCUGAGAAGAGACGAAACAGGUCCCGGGAUUUGAACCCGCUCCCUGCCCGCUGUGCUAUGGGGAGGCUGGGUGUUGCUGCCACAGCCUUCCUCUGCGGGGGCCUCCUCGCUGCCUUCCUCCUGAGGGAAGCGCUUGGAGAGAGCAAGAAGCCUGAGACCCGAGUGUGCGCACGUCGCACGUUAAGGAUUCCCUUGUUCUACAACGAGACCUAUGCCAAGCCUGCGCACCAGCCGUAUUUGACGCUGUGUGCUGGACCCCGAGUCUGCAGCACCUACAGGACUACCUACCGCGUGGCCACACGGCAGGUGCGGAAAGACAUUCUGCAGACCCACAUCGUCUGCUGCCAGGGCUGGAAGAAACGGCACGUGGGGGAUACUAAGUGCGAGGAAGCCAUCUGCCACAAGCCCUGUCAGAACGGAGGCAGCUGUGCCCAGCCCAACCAGUGCCAGUGCCAACCAGGCUGGGGUGGUCGCUACUGCCAUGUCGAUGUGGACGAGUGCCACGCACCCGUCUCUCUCUGCGACCAAGGCUGCCUCAACACCGCAGGGAGCUACGAGUGCCAGUGCAACCCUGGCUAUGCCCUGGAACCAGAUGGCAAGAGCUGCCACUUGCUGCCCACUGCCCAGGCGGCCCCAAUGCUUGCCAGCAAAGUGCAAAUUUUAGGGGCUCAGGAGACGAUUCCCAAUGAGAUCCAGGAGCUUCAAGCCAAAGUGGAGCAGCUGGAAGAGCGCCUGGAACGUGCCAUCGCCAUCUUGCCGCCUUCCCUGGAGCCCGCCCAGCUGAAGGAGCUCUGGAGUCGCCUGCUCUACCUGGACCAGGUGGAGUCGCUCAGCGAUCAGCUGCUUUUCCUUGAAGAGAAACUGGGGGACUGUGCCUGUCAAAACGGUAAAAAUGGCUUUGGCUACGACAUUGCCCGGUGAUGGCUGCGUCCUGGACUCGAUUGAUGGGAAACCAGGCCCUCCACCACCACCACCUCCUGCUCCCGACUCUGGGCUGGUGGCUACUGCUCUAGGAAGCUUCAGUUUAACAUCUCCUCCCUGGGCGCACUCCACUCACUCAUUACUUAAAAGCAAAAUACGCACAGCAAGGGCUAGGGCUCUAAUGGAUUAACUAAUGGAAGCAAGCUUCUGAGUCACACAGCAUUCUUCUGGAAGAAUUCGAAGCACGGCCACACACAAUUCUUGAGGCAUUCACAGCCAAUGCAGAAGAAAAAGAGGAAAAUUAAGCACUUUUGAUUUCAACGGGAGAUUUGCAAUGAAUUUCUAUGCGUGUCGACUCAUUUACAAAUCCUGCUGCAACCAGUAGAUUAUCCCCAAGUUAACUAUGCAAAGGACAGCAAUCUUAAGCAUGUGUUUAAUGCGCCCACAGAAGUCAAUGGAAUUUAAAAGUCUUAGCAUCCGACUCAUGCCAACUUUUAAGUAGCAGUGUGGCCUGCCUGGGGUGUUCUUGAUAUUCCGUUGCCUGGUUUUUUUCUGUGGUAAGUUGUUUCUUGGAUUACCUCCCUUCCACACCAAUGGACCAGUUUCCCCAUCCCCUUGUUUAUCCUGGGCUGGUCUCUCAACCACAGGCAGUCCAGAAUUCAACAGGUAGAGCUCCUAACUACUCUCAAACGCCCUUUCUUCUGAAAUGCACCAAAAUCUUAAGAAGCUAAGGAUCGUGUUCUGCACCACAUUCCCUGCAACCCUGUACUUCUUCCAACCACACGUGAACAACGGAAGGCACUUAUUUGCUUUUGAGAUCUCGCUGUCCCUGCUAAGUUGGCUGCGGUGUUGUUGGACAAUGCAACUUCCAUCUUCCUUGACCUCCCCCGCACCUGCUGGGUGUGUGGUGGGCAUUGAUGGUAGCUGGAAAUCCAGCAUCUGGAAGGCCACAGGUUUUCCAGCUCUGGAACUAGGGAAAGAUCUGUGUUCAGUUCCUCUGACUGGAAGCUCACCCUAAACCAGGCACCCCCAAACUGCGGCCCUCCAGAUGUUUUGGCCUACAACUCCCAUGAUCCCUAGCUAACAGGACCAGUGGUCGGGGAAGAUGGGAAUUGUAGUCCAAAACAUCUGGAGGGCCGAAGUUUGGGGGUGCCUGCCCUAAACCUAUGUAUGCUACCUUUGAGCUCAGUCUCCAACAGGGCAAGCUAUGAUGGCACGUUGCGGCAUCUGAAAGACGAAUGGCUUUAUUAUGGCAUAAACUUUCGCGGCGAAGCACAAUAAUUUUGUUAAAUCCUUCUUCUCUGGCAAUCACUUGUAGCCGAGUAAGAUUGCCUUCCAUGAACACGGUCUUAACAGUGAGUCUGUGACUGUGGAGGCCAAUUCUGGAUCCAAACAUCCUUCCACAGUGGGGACAUAGGUUUCCGGAUGUGAGUUGAUCACGGUGAGGGUUUGCCAAGUGUGCCUGCCUCUUAGCAGGUUUCCCACUUUUCUCCUGAGUUCGUGCUUUUUCAAAGUCCAUGACACCUUUGGUGGAGGCUGUUCUCCAAUUGGAGCGCUCGCAGGCCGGUGUUUCCCAGUUAUCAGUGCUUAUAUUGCAUUUUUAAAAGAUUUGCCUUGAGAGUGUCUUUAUAAACCUCUUUUGUUGUCCACCGGUAUUUUGCUUUCCAUUCUUUGGAAGAUGACAAUUGUUGUUGAAGUAUCAUUGCUUCCACGGGUGAUCUUUGCUUCUUCCAGUACUCUGGCAUUAGUUUGCUUGUCUUCCCAAGUGAAUUAGGGGGUCGUGGGAACCUGGCGCCGAGUUUCCCAGGGACAGCUUUCUGGGCAAGAGUAUAUUGUUCAAGCUGCACUUUUGACAUAGUUAAUUUCCUUUUAUUAAAAACAAAUAAAUAAAAGGCCACUUAUUAACUUCUUGAAUGGUAGCAGUCCUGUUUGGAGAAAGAUGCUAUUUUAAUUCCACAGAACCAACAUCGCUUGUAAGAUUCUGAUCCAGUUAAUAAUUGUUCAUUGGAAUGAAUUGCUACAGCUGGAUAUAUUUGGGAAUAAAAUAAUAAUAGUUUUAUUAUUUAUAUGCCACUCAUCUGACUGAGUUGCUCC
Molecule: messenger RNA, 3188 nt
Organism: Zootoca vivipara (common lizard)
Lineage: Eukaryota; Metazoa; Chordata; Lepidosauria; Squamata; Lacertidae
Gene: EGFL8
Product: EGF like domain multiple 8
Biological process (GO): anatomical structure development
Cellular component (GO): cell surface; extracellular region
Molecular function (GO): calcium ion binding; signaling receptor binding
Source: RefSeq, a predicted model, not a curated record